This is a messenger RNA of Moneuplotes crassus, 1039 nucleotides long. The record is from the annotation of a GenBank genome assembly. Lineage: Eukaryota; Ciliophora; Spirotrichea; Euplotida; Euplotidae.
AUGUCAGAGAGUUUUAAAGUAAACUUUGAAAGCCUGAUACUUGAUCAGAGCCUCCAAGAGAAAGAUAUCAGAUCCUCAUGUAGUAAAAAGAAGACAAAAAAGAUGAAAAUACUCCCUAAGAGCUCAAAAUUUUGCUCUAGCCACAAGAUCCAUAACAAAAAGAUCAAGUCCAUACUGAAUUUUGCAAGGAAGAAUAGAAAUAGUUUCGCUGUCCCUCCUCCUUGUAACCAAAUCCUCCCAGAUGUCAGAAGAAUCAGUAAUAUUUCAACCAAGUUACCCCAGAUCGACCCAGAGUUAAAGAAUAAGCUAAGCAAGAGUACUGAUAAGGCCUCCUUUGAAACUCUGAAUCCUUUUCAGAUAAAGAACUCUAACUUGAGAGUGAUCUUACAUAAACUGAAAGAGACUAAUAAUCUCCACAGCGAGUUUAUGUCUAAAAAGGCACUCCACAGGUCAUCUCUCAAGAGCACUGCUCCUCCUUCACCCAAGAGCCAAAAGGAUUACCUGAAUGAUUUUAUCACCAAGGUGAUAAAUAAACCUAGCAUUGCAAAUGAUAUAAUAAAGUCAGACAUCGGGUAUGAUCCCAGGCAAAAUAUAAAGAUUCUUGCACUUCUCUACGAGAAGUUCCUCCAAGCCAGAGAGGUCCUUGAGCAGUCAGAGGAAGCCAAGAAGCCACAUCCAGUGGAUGAGAAGGUCAAAGAGGUAGAUUUCCCUGAGAAAAAUGAAAGUGGAACUGAAGAAACACUUCUUAGGUUGAUAACUAAGAAUAAAAAUAAGAAUGAUAGAAAUAUGUCAAAACUUGAACAAUUUCUAGACCUUGGAGAAAUUGAACAAGCAAGGAGGGAAUUAUCCGUAAAGGCUCGGAUUGAAGAAGACCUCAAGACGAUCGUUUCAAAUGUAGUCGACAAGAGAGUCUACAGCAUGAAUGUUAAAAAGGGUAUAGAGUAAGAGUCACCUAGUGUAACUUAUAAGGGUUUCAGAAGCUGCUGAACAUCAGAGAAGCCUAGUUGCCAAGCUCAAAAUGGAGAGGGAAGAGCACUCU